Messenger RNA from Loa loa (African eye worm), 150 nucleotides. RefSeq lists its product as hypothetical. The record is from RefSeq and is a predicted model, not a curated record. Lineage: Eukaryota; Metazoa; Nematoda; Chromadorea; Rhabditida; Onchocercidae. The annotation marks the transcript as partial. The transcript has a single exon.
AUGUUGUUGCUGCUAGAGAGGAAUGAAAAAGUGGAUCGAUCGUGUGGUAUUUGUAAAAUAGAAAAGCCGGAAAGCAGGAAAGGAAGCAUUACUCUCCUCCCCGAUGAUUCUCAGAAACAUCCGACAGUCAUCUGUCAAUAUCGCAUUUUC